Drosophila suzukii is the source of this 3316-nucleotide messenger RNA. RefSeq names its product facilitated trehalose transporter Tret1. Gene Ontology annotation, cellular component: membrane. The record is from RefSeq and is a predicted model, not a curated record. Gene Ontology annotation, molecular function: sugar transmembrane transporter activity. NCBI's taxonomy places the organism in Eukaryota, Metazoa, Arthropoda, Insecta, Diptera, Drosophilidae. Gene Ontology annotation, biological process: transmembrane transport; carbohydrate transport.
UGCGCUAUAUAAACGUUGCGCAUUCGAAUCUCGAACUUCAGUGCCACAAUAGUGGAUAUCACAUUUAGUAGUUUGUUCCAAAGCAAAGACAAAAGAAUUGCAAUUAAUCAAGAGAAGAACACAUUGUUUACUUGGGCAAGUGGAAGACACCAAAACAAGUGAAAAUCUGUGACAAAAACAAACAACCCAAGGAAAACCCACUAGUUCAAGUUCACCUAUAAAGCUAUUGAGCUGAUAAGAUGAGUGGACGCGACAACAGAGGAGCCGGCGGCGGCGGAGGCGGCGGUCAUCAACCGCUGAGCAGCGCCAUGGGCAAGCUCAAGGAAAAACUAACCCGAGUAGGUGACGAACUGGGCUAUCAUCGCGUGGAGAGCAAUCUAUCCACUUCGAAUACAGCCACCAGUUUGGACACAAUUCUCCCCGAGGAUCCGUUCCUGUUUCCCCAAGUAUCACCCCAAAGGCAUCCACAGACAGUGAGGACACAGCGUUUGCUGGAGGACGAGCCACCACUAUCGUUUCGACCAUUAUUGGAGGACGACGACAUCAACGAACCACCCACACAACAGCAACAACAGAGGACUCCGCUGCGAGCCAGUGGUAGUUUGGAGUUAACCGCCUUGCCACCACCGCCCACAUCCUUGGAGAUCCGUGAGCAUCGCGAUCGUCAGCAGAGAGGUGCCCAGGGCGACGAUCUGCAGCGCAGCAAGCAGAGUCUGAAGGGAUCACGAGUGUCCUUCGAGCGAAGGGAGACGGGAAACAGCAAUACCAACAAUAAUACCAACAGCAAUACCAAACCCGCUGAGAGCAGUGACGAGGAUAGUUUCGAGGAGAAAAGAUCUGGUUUCCAGCAACAGAAGGCCACCAGUGUUGAUCACAAGGGCAUCUUAAAGGACCUCAAGCACAUUUUGGCCAACGACAAUCGUCGUCAGUUUCAGGCUAAGAAGCACGUCUCUUUAGAUGUCAAGGGCACACGUUUCCUCCAGGAUUUACUAAAGGAAUCGUCCUCCGAAGAGGAGUUCCACAAAACACGAAGGGAGUUCCAAGGGCGCAAGCACCAAAGUUUGGAUCCACGUGUUACCUUCAAACUCGACAAAGUUCUCCAGGGCUCGAGUACCGACAGUGACGAGGAGGGCGAGGACGCCGAGCACAAACGCCUGAUCCAUCGGCCCAAGGACAUCACCAAGCCGGUGAUCAUCGAUCUCAAGGAUCUGGAAAGCGAGAGCGACGAGGACUUCCUCACUUCGCGACAGCACUUCCAGCAGCAGCGUUCCAUCAGCACAGAUUCCCGCAAGAGCCGCCGACUGUACGAGAUGGACGAGAUGGGCAACAAACGUGGCGAGAACAUCCGUCAUGCGGUGCCCUUCGUGCGCCAGAUAACCGAGGAUGGAAAGCCCAAGCUGGAGGUCUACCGUCCCACCACGAAUCCCAUCUUCAUAUGGACACAGGUCCUGGCCGCCUUGAGCGUUUCGUUGGGCUCCCUAGUGGUCGGAUUUUGCAGUGCCUACACUUCCCCUGCUCUUGUGUCGAUGACCGAUAGGAAUAUCACCUCUUUUGAGGUCACCCAAGCUGCUGGUUCCUGGGUUGGUGGCAUUAUGCCCCUGGCUGGAUUGGCUGGUGGCAUCGCCGGCGGACCCCUGAUUGAAUAUCUGGGCAGGCGCAACACGAUCUUGGCCACCGCGGUGCCCUUCAUCGUCUCCUCGCUGCUCAUUGCAUGUGCGGUAAAUGUGGCCAUGGUGCUGUGUGGUCGAUUCCUGGCUGGUUUCUGCGUGGGCAUUGCCUCGUUAUCCCUGCCCGUAUAUCUGGGUGAAACUGUGCAGCCAGAGGUGCGAGGCACACUUGGUCUGCUGCCCACGGCCUUUGGUAACAUUGGAAUCCUACUCUGCUUCGUGGCGGGCACCUUUAUGAACUGGUCCAUGCUGGCCUUCUUGGGAGCAGCUCUUCCCGUUCCCUUCCUGAUACUGAUGUUCCUGAUCCCCGAAACGCCACGCUGGUUUGUGAGCCGCGGUCGGGAGGAGCGUGCCCGCAAGGCUUUGACCUGGCUGCGUGGCAAGGAGGCAGAUGUGGAGCCCGAGCUGAAGGGUCUGAUGCGAUCCCAGGCCGAUGCCGAUCGUCAGGCCACCCAGAACACCAUGUUGGAGUUGCUGAAACGCAACAAUUUGAAGCCUCUGUCCAUCUCGUUGGGUCUGAUGUUCUUCCAGCAGUUGAGUGGUAUCAAUGCGGUGAUCUUCUACACGGUGCAGAUCUUCAAGGAUGCUGGUUCCACCAUCGAUGGCAAUGUCUGUACGAUCAUUGUUGGUGUGGUCAACUUUUUGGCUACGUUCAUAGGCAUCGUUCUGAUUGAUCGGGCGGGCAGAAAGAUUCUUCUGUAUGUGUCCAACAUUGCCAUGAUCUUGACCCUGUUCGUUUUGGGCGGCUUCUUUUACUGCAAGGCCCAUGGUCCAGAUGUGAGCCACUUGGGCUGGCUGCCGCUGAGCUGUUUUGUCAUCUAUAUCCUGGGUUUCUCUUUGGGUUUCGGACCCAUCCCUUGGUUGAUGAUGGGCGAGAUUCUGCCGGCCAAGAUUCGCGGCUCGGCUGCCUCGGUGGCCACGGCCUUCAACUGGUCCUGCACGUUUGUGGUGACCAAGACCUUCCAGGACCUCACUGUUGCUAUGGGCGCCCAUGGAGCCUUCUGGCUAUUCGGGGCCAUCUGCUUCGUUGGCCUGUUCUUUGUGAUAUUCUAUGUGCCCGAAACGCAGGGCAAGACGCUGGAGGACAUCGAGCGGAAAAUGAUGGGCCGUGUGCGCCGCAUGUCCUCGGUGGCCAACAUCAAGCCAUUGUCCUUCAACAUGUAAACGGCGUGUUGUAAUGGAUCUGAAUAUGCGAUCAAACCAAAUACUAGACUAGUGCCUUUAGUGCUUAAGAAACGUGUGUAAAACGCAGUGGGUGUUCCUAAACAGAAACAUAUUAAUGCUAUAAGGACCCCCAUCCAGGCGCUCUGAUAUUGUUAGUCCUAGCUAACUUGUAAUGCUUAGCAAAAGAAUUUCCUUUCUACACGCAUAAUUGUUAUUAUUAUUUAUAAUUAUUAAGUGCAUAGUUUUAUUGUGUAAAUUAUGAUUUUUAGCACUAAUUUGUUGACAUUUUGAUAAAUGUUGCGUGAAUUUAUCGGUGUAAAAAAAAUGACAUGAAUCGUAGUUAGUUGUAGUUAAAACUAAAACCCCCGAAAACAACAAAAUCUCCCCUGAAAAAUACACCAAUUGGCUAUAUAUCGAAUAUAUAUAUUGUACUAUACCUAAGUUCUAAGUGUAUCUAUAUGUAGACUAAUUUAAAAAAAAAAAAA